UCUAUCUAUCUAUCUAUAUCAAGUGCGUGUGUGUGUUCAGCUUCUCUGAGUAAUCUGUUGUGUUAUAUUGUCACUCCUCAGGAAAGAAGAGAGGAAAAGGAAGUGUGUGAUACAGUGGAGCUCAAUGUUGAUCAUCUCCAGCAGAGAAACGGAAGAAUCAGCACCUCACACAGUCACACAUACACACCCUCCCUAACCAAUCCACUCUCACGUCCUGCAAAGUCCCGCCCUCUCCCAGAUGGGCCUCAGGCAGUGGUGUAUAAAUACACCUAUUACUGAUUGACUCUGACACUACCUUACACUGAGUCUCCAGCUCUCUGACGCUCUCUGGACUAUGAUGCUGACAGCGUCUGCUCUACUGCUGCUCCUGCUUGUUCCUGGCAUCAGUGCAGUGCCCACUGGACUCUGGGAACACCAGGGAUCCUCUCGUUGUGUGCCCAUCCCAAGCAACAUGGCCCUGUGCCAGGGUCUGGGCUACAACAGCAUGCGGAUGCCCAACUUGCUGGGACAUGAGUCUCCAGCUGAAGCGGUGCAGCAGAGCAGCAGCUGGCUGCCGCUCCUCGCCCGAGAGUGCCACCCACACGCCCGAAUCUUCCUGUGCUCGCUCUUCGCCCCUGUGUGCCUUGAGAGGAUCAUUUCUCCAUGCAGGAGUCUGUGUGUGUCGGUACGGGACAGCUGCGCCCCCAUCAUGAACUGCUACGGUUACCCCUGGCCUAGAAUACUACAGUGCGACCAGUUUCCCAAAGAUCACCUGAUGUGCAUUUCCUCAGUUGUGCAUAUGCAAAACGGCACCAGCACUGACAGCCGAGUGGUGCCGCGUGCGAGCUGCACAGACUGUGAGCUGGAGGAGGCCACGUCGUCCAAAGACCUGCUCGACAUCUUCUGCAAAAGUGACUUUGUGGUGAAAGUGCGUCUAUCCAAGCUGAACUCCAGUAGCUCUGUCCUGACGAUGUUCUCCCUGGGCUCUCGGCUGGAGGUCCUAAAGCACGGCCCGCUGCUGGGAGGAGAAAUGAGGAGCCGUCUGACGCUGUGGCUGGAGCGGGACGCCACCUGCGUGGGCAACCUGACCCGCAAUCACCCCGACGGGGGGACCUUCCUGCUGACAGGCACCGUGACAGGCAAGAGACUGCUGGUCACGAAGGCGUUCAGCUGGGGGAAACGCCAGCGGCACCUCAACCAAGCAGCACGCAAGUGGAAAAGCCACCGGUGCAGAGGGUAGAGUUUCACAAAACAUACCUCAGAGUGUUCAUAAUGAUGUAAAUAAUAGAAGAGCCUUGCACUAUAUUUUUAAAUCUUAAGAUAUUAAAGCUUUUUCUGAAAG
This is a messenger RNA of Carassius auratus (goldfish), 1321 nucleotides long. RefSeq names its product secreted frizzled-related protein 5-like. The transcript is spliced from 4 exons. Lineage: Eukaryota; Metazoa; Chordata; Actinopteri; Cypriniformes; Cyprinidae. Gene Ontology annotation, molecular function: Wnt-protein binding. Gene Ontology annotation, biological process: non-canonical Wnt signaling pathway; canonical Wnt signaling pathway. The record is from RefSeq and is a predicted model, not a curated record. Bases 335 to 1219 code for a protein of 294 amino acids.